Daphnia magna is the source of this 4717-nucleotide messenger RNA. RefSeq names its product plasma membrane calcium-transporting ATPase 2. The record is from RefSeq and is a predicted model, not a curated record. NCBI's taxonomy places the organism in Eukaryota, Metazoa, Arthropoda, Branchiopoda, Diplostraca, Daphniidae. The transcript is spliced from 18 exons. Gene Ontology annotation, biological process: calcium ion transmembrane transport; regulation of cytosolic calcium ion concentration. The coding region runs from base 272 to 3835 and encodes 1187 amino acids. Gene Ontology annotation, cellular component: membrane; intracellular membrane-bounded organelle. Gene Ontology annotation, molecular function: ATP binding; P-type calcium transporter activity; ATP hydrolysis activity.
UGCCAAUCUGCCAUAUAUGCUCUAUGAUUUUCUGAUUUUCUGUUUUGCUGCUUCGAAUUAGGCAACAUUCCAUUAUAUUUGGCAACGUCAUUAUUUUCAUACAUUCGCGAUCGCCCUCAGCCAAGGCCUACCCAUUUUUUGUCAGUUUGGCUCUGAAUCUUGUGAUGUGAAAGUGUUGUUGAAAGGAAUACAGCAUUUAUUUUGCAGGUCGACAACGCAUGCAAACCUUUAACCUGAGAAGACGAAUCUCGGGCAAGUCCCACGUAUCAAAAUGGCGUCUGUGGAUGGAAGGCCAGCUCAGUAUGGGAUAUCCCUAAAACAGCUACGCGAGGUGAUGGAACUGCGAGGUCAAGAGGCCGUUGAUCAGUUACGUCAUUAUGGCGGAGUGCAGCAGAUGUGUAAAAAACUCUACACUUCACCCACAGAAGGAUUAUCCGGUUCGCCGAAGGACAUCGAACAUAGGCGGGACACAUUCGGAUCGAACACGAUCCCACCUAAGUCGCCAAAGACCUUCUGGAGAUUGGUGUGGGAAGCGUUGCAAGAUGCCACCCUCAUCAUCCUUGAAGUCGCAGCUAUCGUCUCGUUACUAUUAUCAUUCGUACCUUCCACUAGUGGCGAUGAACUCGGCCAUGAGGAGAGCAAAUAUCACGAGUGGAUCGAAGGCGUGGCUAUUCUUAUUUCCGUCAUAGUCGUCGUCUUGGUUACUGCCUUUAAUGAUUAUACCAAAGAGCGCCAAUUCCGUGGGUUGCAGAACCGGAUCGAAGGCGAGCACAAAUUCGCCGUUUUGCGCGGAGGCGAGUGCAGCCAAAUAUUUGUCGGCGACAUAGUCGUCGGUGACAUCUGCCAAGUGAAAUAUGGAGAUUUGCUGCCGGCUGAUGGCAUUUUGAUUCAGAGCAACGAUUUGAAGGUGGACGAGUCAUCGCUAACGGGCGAAUCGGAUCAUGUCAAGAAAAGCGAAUUGACGGAUCCAAUGCUUCUUUCCGGUACUCACGUCAUGGAAGGUAGUGGCCGGAUGCUGAUAACGGCCGUAGGCAUCAACUCCCAGGCUGGCAUCAUUUUUACCUUGUUAGGGGCUGCCGCUGACGACCAGAAAGCUGACGCAAAAAAACGGAAGAAAGGUGACAAUCUAAGGCUAAACUUCUCUGCCUUGGCAUGUGACCGUACCGUAUCAAUGUACCGAUUUUUUACACGUCCAGGAGUUAGUAAGGAGGGGAAUGUCAGCAGCAGCAGCCACCAUACGGAGGAUGGAGGAAACAACAUGGCGAGCAAACAGGAAGCAAUGGAUGCAUCCGUUGGUCCAACUAGUGAUGCUCCAGUAGAGGAAAAAAGGUCGAGUCAUAAAAACAAAUCUGUUCUACAAGCCAAACUGACAAAGCUGGCCAUUCAAAUUGGUUAUGCUGGUUCAGCGGUUGCCAUAUUAACGGUUAUCAUAUUGAUAACGACCUUUUGUAUAAAGACUUUUAUCUACCAACACGAGCCAUGGAAAAACGAGUAUUUCAAUAACUUUGUCAAGUUUUUUAUCAUCGGUGUCACCGUUUUGGUCGUCGCCGUCCCUGAGGGUCUUCCCCUAGCCGUAACUCUAUCUCUGGCGUACUCUGUUAAAAAAAUGAUGUUAGACAACAACUUGGUGCGGCAUUUGGCUGCCUGCGAGACGAUGGGCAAUGCAACUACAAUCUGUUCAGAUAAAACGGGAACUCUGACAACAAACAGGAUGACGGUUGUUGCCUGCUAUGUCGGAGGACAACACUACAAAUCCAUCCCGGACUAUGACUCGCUUCCACCACAAGUGGCCAACCUUGCCCUUCAAGCCAUCUCGAUCAAUAGUGCUUACACCUCAUGCAUUUUGAAUGGGGAGUUACCUAAUGAACCCAUUAAGCAGGUGGGCAAUAAAACGGAAUGCGCUUUGCUCGGUUUUGUGCUGGAUUUGAAAAGAUCCUAUCAGGCCAUUCGUGACGAGCAUCCAGAAGAAUCUUUCCAUCGCGUCUACACCUUCAAUUCGAGCCGCAAGUCGAUGAGUACCGUCAUUGCUCGUGAAGGAGGCGGAUACCGCGUCUUUACCAAAGGUGCAUCUGAGAUGGUGCUGAAAAAGUGCGCCUUCAUCUAUGGCGCCAAUGGGAAAUUAGAGGAGUUUUCUCAUGAAAAUCAGGAAGAACUCGUACGAAACGUCAUUGAGCCGAUGGCGUGCGAUGGUCUGCGUACAAUCGCCGUUGCAUACCGGGAUUUUGUACCAGGCGAAGCCGAAAUCAACCAAGUCCAUUACGACAACGAACCCAACUGGGAUGAUGAGGAUGCAAUCAUUAAUAAUCUAACCUGCAUACUCAUUGUCGGCAUUGAAGAUCCUAUUCGACCUGAGGUUCCAGAGGCCAUUCGACAGUGCCAACAUGCGGGCAUAACUGUGCGCAUGGUGACAGGUGACAACGUGAACACGGCUCGAUCCAUCGCCAUCAAGUGCGGUAUCGUCACACCCGGAAUGGACUACGUUAUUAUCGAUGGCAAAGAAUUUAAUCAACGCAUUCGGGACUCUAAUGGCGAGGUCCAACAACACUUGCUUGAUCAAGUGUGGCCCAAACUACGAGUGUUGGCCCGCUCAUCACCCACGGACAAAUACAAUCUAGUCAAGGGAAUUAUUGACAGCAAGAUAUCCGGUAACCGAGAAGUAGUGGCAGUGACAGGAGACGGUACUAACGAUGGCCCGGCUCUCAAGAAAGCUGAUGUCGGAUUUGCAAUGGGUAUUGCUGGAACGGAUGUGGCCAAAGAAGCGUCCGACAUUAUCUUGACGGAUGACAACUUUAGUAGUAUCGUUAAGGCCGUUAUGUGGGGUCGCAACGUUUACGACUCUAUCGCCAAGUUCUUGCAGUUUCAGUUGACCGUCAAUAUUGUAGCCGUCAUUGUUGCUUUCCUCGGUGCUUGCUUUAUUCAAGAUUCUCCGUUGAAAGCUGUCCAGAUGUUAUGGGUCAACCUCAUCAUGGACACGUUAGCCUCUCUAGCUCUUGCCACUGAAAUGCCCACCACCGACCUGCUUAUGCGCAAACCUUAUGGUCGCACCAAACCGCUCGUCUCUCGUACUAUGAUAAAAAAUAUUAUUGGACAAGGCAUAUACCAGUUGACAGUCAUUUUCACUCUCUUAUUCGUCGGCGAGAAAUUUUUGGACAUUGAUUCGGGUCGAUACAGAACCGAUUCCGAGCCCACACAGCAUUUUACCAUCAUCUUCAACACUUUCGUGAUGAUGACAUUGUUUAACGAAAUCAACGCCAGAAAGAUUCACGGCCAGCGUAACGUCUUCGAAGGCAUUUUCACAAACCCCAUUUUUUAUUGCAUCUGGAUAGCUACCGCGGGUGCACAGGUGCUUAUUGUGCAAUUUGGUGGUCAUGCGUUUUCAACAGUCCCACUUACGAUCGCCCAAUGGGCUUGGUGCAUCUUUUUCGGCGUAGGAACUCUUGUGUGGUGCCAAGUGGUGACGACGGUUCCCACCAAGAAGAUACCCAAGUGCUUCUCGAGUUGGAGUCGUGGAGAGCCUGGCGACAUUUCAAUUGCAAUGGUCGCUCACACCGAAGAUAAAAUAGAGGCCGAUGAUGAGAAGGUGCGGACUCCAGGCCGGAUCCUUUGGAUCCGUGGUCUUACACGACUUCAGGCACAGCUGCGAGUAAUCAGAGCCUUCAAGUCUGCAGAAGAGGACCUGGAGGAGAGGCGGUCCAUACACAGUAUGCACAGUUUGCGGCGUUCAAGGGUUCAAUUAGGUGUGCGUCCGCUUUCGGAUAUCUCGUCUGUUGAUGGUGAGCCAUUGUUGAGGGUAACCUCGCCGCAACUUCAAACGGAGACAGAUGUGCAUCAUUGACGCCUCCUGACAGAGUGUUGAUCCGCCAUUAUUGGAGCGGUACCAACCUACUACUGGCAGCGGUGUUACAGCGACAGCCGUUCAUUUCUACGGCCAUAAUUUUGUCGCAAGCCUCUUUAACUGACUUUGCUAAACGCUCGGGGAGCAACGGACAUUGGCAACAGUGAGCGGGAUUACUUGUGCACAUAUGGACAUUAAGCGUCUUUCCACCCGGAAGCAGAUGGAAACUGCCGUUUGGGCAAAGAAAAAUGGCGAGGGCACCAUAACAGGUGGUUUGUGAUUUAAUACUCUUCAAGCGAAAAGAAAAAAAAAAGGACUUACGAAAUAAGUAGCUAAAUAAUUCAUUCGUGCAAGUACUCACUCUCUACCACUUGCAUAUCGUUUUAUUUCGUUCGUAUAGGGAAUCCCUUUAAGUACUUCCGUGUGUAUGCAAGUACCUUUCUCACUUCCUAGUCCCUUCCGACCCUUGUACCUUAUUCAUUAUUUUAGUUUUACAUCUUUCGCUUCGCCGUAAUAUCCUGUUCCGUUCUGCUCUAAUUUCCAUCUAGAACCUUCACUUAAAGUUUGCUUUUUUGUUCCUUAUGUAAAUGUGCCAUUGAAAUCUCUGCUUCAUUUUGUUUACGUCCUUGCUUCUUGUGUUUUAAAUUUUUUUUGCUUCGACGAGAUUUGUUUCCAUUGCUUUUUCAAAUCCAAUCUUCAUAAAGUGUGUCCCAGAAUUCGCCUUUCUCCUUAUUUUAUUACUCUUUCUAUAAUUUUGUUUUUCUCGCUGGAAAAGAGUGGAUCGAAAUGCGAGGUUCGUGUAUACGUAGUAUACAAAAGAACAAAGCGGAAGCCUUACGUUGUCAACUCCGUUCUACUUUAUACAAAUCGGCUCUCAUUAUA